Molecule: messenger RNA, 702 nt
Organism: Erythranthe guttata (spotted monkey flower)
Lineage: Eukaryota; Viridiplantae; Streptophyta; Magnoliopsida; Lamiales; Phrymaceae
Source: RefSeq, a predicted model, not a curated record
AUGUCGGGAGCAAGAACUCGAGCUCAAAAUGCCGCUAACGAUCCUCACAAUCAAUCUUGUACCAUCCAAGACCUCACCACCCUCGCCCGAGAACAAAAUGAACAAAUCAACCGCCUUGCUAACCUUCAAAACCGAAACCCUCUUCCACCUCCUCCUCCUCCCCCACCUAGAAAUACAGCCUCCUACGAGCGAUUCUUGAAAAUGCAUCCUACCGAAUUCCACGGCGGCCCAAGUCCAACUGUUGCCGAAGAAUGGAUCAAAUCCCUCGAAGUUAUUUCGGAAUACAUGGUGAUGAAUGACAGCGACCGAAUCCAUUGCGCACUAUUCUCGUCGAAGAAUGAAUCCCGAAAUUGGUGGGAAUGCGCAAAAAGUGGGAUCGAUCUAGCAAAUACCACUUGGGAAGCUUUCAAAGUUAUUUUCUUCGAAAAGUACUUUUCCAAGAAUGUCCGAGCACAAAAGCUUAAGGAGUUUCUCGAACUCAAAGAAGGAAACCUAACCGUUGCCGAAUUCACUCGCCGUUUCGAGCAAGGAAGCCUCUACGCACCUUUCAUAUCCAAAGGCGACACUGAGAAAAUGAAUCACUACCUAAGGGGCCUCAACCCGAUAAUCAAGCGCGACGUUCGACUAACCUCUGCCUCUACUUUCCGCGGAGUAGUGGACAAAGCCUUAGAAGCCGAACAAGACGAGAUGGAAAUCCGAUAA